CUACCGCACAAGCCGCAGACGACCAUGGCUGCCCGGCAGGACUAUCUGCGCCUCUUCGCUCCGAGCGUCGGCGAUUACAUCGCCGUCCGCGUGGAAGACGGGGAGGACAAACUGGAGUACGCGGAGGAAGUGAACAGCCAGCAGCAGCAGGAGGCGAUGGCCGAGGGCAGUCCUCAGCAGCAGCAGCAGCAGCAGCCGCAAGCGGCGGCGCAGGACGAGGAGGAGGCGGGCGGCGCAUGCGCCGUGGAGCAGGACUACCUGGCCCCGCCCCCCGCGCCGGCGGACGACGGGCCGGCCGCGGCGGCUGGGGGGGAGCCCAGUCCGGCCGAGCAGCAGCAGGCGCACGCCGCAGCCGCAGCCGCAGCCGAAGCCGACUACCAGUACUUGGACUGCGUGCGCGACCUCAGGGUGGUCUCGCAGGCGCGCGCCGACGACGGCGAUGCCAUGCCGUACCACCACCCGCACACGCCCCGCCACCACCACCACCUGUCGCCGCCGCCCGCGCCGCAGCAGCACCAGCCGCAGCACCACUACCAGCUGGGCGCGCUCUUCUCGCCCGUGAAGGACUACGGCGACUCGCGCCACCAGGACGACGUCUUCCGCUCGGUGUUCAAGCAGGAGGAGCAGCAGCCGCAGCCCCAGCAGGAGUACCUGCCCGAGGAGUACCUGCGGCACGCGCACGCGCAGCCCGAGGGCUCCGUGUCGUCGGCCGAGUCCCCGGACGUGUCGUCGCGCAACGGCGAGGCGGCGUCGCCCGUGGGCGAGCUGGACAAGUCGCGCUUCACGCACCUGACGACUCUGCAGCCGAGCGCCGCCGGCUCUCCGGAGGAGCGCCACGACCCGCAGAGGGACAUGUACGGCGCCGGCGCCGCCGCCGCGGGCGUGCUCGACCACCACGGUGCAGCCGCGCACCACCUGCACCACGGCUACCACCACCCGCACGACGUCGCCGUCAGCAACGCCACCUCCGUCCUCAUACACGCGCAGACCAGCCUCAACACCAGCCCGCUGUACUCUCGGAGCACGCUGUACCCCAGCUCCAUGUCCUACCUCACCACUAGCGCCGCCGACGUCGGCCAGGCCGUCGCAACGUCGCCCAUGUGGACACAAGCCGGGCUGGACGACUACAGCCUCAUCAACAAGGCUAGCCAGAUGGCGCCGUCGCUGCCGCCGUUCACGCAGCGGUUCAACUCUCUGGUGUCGAUGGGGAGCAACGGUGGGGGCGGCGGAGGCGGCGCCAGCAGUCCGGGGGCGGUGUCGGUGUCGUCGGCGGCGCACCUGUCGCACGCGCGGCCCUCGCCCUACACGCCGUCGCCGGCGGCGGCGCCGUCGCAGCCUGCCUCCGCGACGUCGAGCGCCGGGGGCGGCGCCGCGACGUUCGAGGCGUCGCUGUGGGGGUACGAGGCGUCGCCGCUGCAGCAGUACGGCGUGUCGCCGCUGGCCGCCUCCAGCCGCGCCAGGGCUGCCAACCCCUCGGCGCCCGCCGCGCCCUCGCCCUCGCCCCUGUCCGUGCCGGCGCUCACUGCCAUGGACGCGGCCGACUUCAUGACGGAGGGCCGCGAGUGCGUCAACUGCGGCGCCAUCUCGACGCCGCUGUGGCGGCGCGACGGCACGGGCCACUACCUGUGCAACGCGUGCGGCCUCUACCACAAGAUGAACGGCAUGAACCGGCCGCUGGUGAAGCAGCCGCGCCGCCUGUCUGCAUCGCGGCGUGUGGGGCUGUCGUGUUCCAACUGCCAGACCUCGACAACCUCGUUGUGGCGGCGUAACGCUACCGGGGAACCCGUCUGCAACGCUUGCGGCCUCUACUUCAAGCUGCACGGUGUGAACCGGCCGCUCGCCAUGAAGAAGGACAGCAUACAGACUCGGAAGCGGAAACCAAAGAGCUCCAGUUCCAAGGGCGACGGCGCUGGCGGGGGCGGUAACGGAGGCGGGGGCGGUAGCAGCACUCCGAGCGUCCUCUCCGCCGCAUCCGGCAUCGUCAAGAUGGAGCACCCAGACUCGUUCGUGUCCGGCGACGUGAGGUCCGUGGUGGGCGUCGGCGUCGGUGUGGGAGUGGGUGGACUCAACGGAGGCGGCGCGGGGGCGCUGUCUGGCUACUCCCUGUACGGCUCGCCGGCCGCCUACCACGCCACCCCUUCUGCCACCGCUGCUUUCUAUGACACGUUCGCGCAACAACAGCAGCAGCAGCAGCAGCAGCAGCAGCAGCAGCAGCAACAACAACAACAACAACAACAACACCAGCAGCAGCAGCACCACCACCACCAUCACCAACACCAACAGCAGCAGCAUCACCACCACCAUCACCAACAGCACCACCACCAACAGCACCAACCGCCCCCGCAGUCACCGCGCCUCGAAUCCCCGGAGCGCUCGCCGCUGCUGGCGCCUGCGCAGUCGCCCGUUUCCGUCGCGCCGCACAUCGUCUCCCUACACAACAAUAACAACAAUAAUAACAACGGUGGCGCCAGCGGCGCAACCAAGAUAUCUCAGGAAAACAUGGACCGCCCAUCGGUAGUUUCCAUGACUUCAUAGGCCUGCUGGUACAGCUAUGGUGAUGGAAACUGUAAUUUCGCCAGUGUGUGUUCUUUUGCGGUGGGCACGGUUGCAGGCUUCUGCCUUAAAAAGUCUCACUUAUCGUGACGUGUUAGACUGCUCCCUGUGCCUGCAUUUGUGCGACUUUGUUACGCUCUUUUGUAUCCUUGACACUUGGCAGUGAGCCCUCUCUCUUUUGUGUAGUUUUAUGGCUGUCGUAAGGAAGUUAAUUCCCAUUCUUGCCUGUUUCCCGGUGGGCUGUGGACAAAUACGAGCGACGGUCUCAUGUCGUGAUCGAGGUACUUGGUAACAUUUCUCUCACGAAACGCGCUUGAUUUACAUGAUCUCGUAGUCGCUGAACUGUGAUGUUGUAUGCAGAGCUUGUCACAUAGUUGAUAGGCGUUCUGUGAAACUUGUCAGUAGGAUGCAACGUGUUGUUGGCCUCAAAGGAACUAGUUUCACACUUACUUGUGGCACCUGUAAAAUGUUUCACUUGGUCCUUAAUUUUAAAAGAAGCACGUCAAAUGGUUGCGCCAACGAGGCAAGUCCUUACCAAUUUCUUUUAUCUUGUUAUAAUAACUAACCAGUUACACCAAUUACAUUUAAAAAUGAUUCCCAAAAAGGUCAGUAAUAUGUGUAGCUAUAAUUUUCUAGUCAAUUGCCAUUACUAGUGGUAGUAUAUCGGCCGAGAGUCUGACGUUUUCUUGAGUUCAGUACAUUUAACAGCAUGCCACUUGGUCGUUACCAGAAUUUAUAAAGUGCUGCUCUUCUCCAGUAGUAUGUAAUUUCGUCAAAAUAUAAUCAUUUUAAGUAAACGUAGAUGGAAACCGAGAUACUGGCGAGGAGAUGUCAGCUACUAAUGUGUUACUGCGAUAGCAGAAAUCUUGUUUUGACUGAAGAUUAACGUUAACUUGCGUAACAACAGUGGGGUGCAAUAUUUUCUCAGUUAAACUUUAUCGCCUGCAAAUUUUCAAUGGGCAAUGGCUCCUUUUCACUCUGAAUGUUUUUCUAGUGUGAGUGAGAGAAAUCAAAACGAUACAUAUUCCUUUCCUUCUUCACCCAUCUCAGUAGCAUGACCUACUCAUACUACACACAAAUACAAAUACAAACAACACCACAUCCUGUGUAUGCGUGUGCAUGCCUCUUUGUGCUCAUCACUGACUAGGUGUACCUCCCUUUGUUUCACUUCUAUUUGUGUGUCUCCCUCUUUGUACUUCUUUCUAUUGAUGUGUGUGUCCUUUGUACUCUAUUGUGCAUCUCCCUCCCUAUCUCUCGCCCUCCCUAUCUCUCUCCUUCCUAUCUCCCUCUCUCCCUAUCCUCUCUCUCUCUCUCUCUCCCUCCCUAUCUCUCUCUCUCUCUCCCUCCCUAUCUCUCUCUCUCUCUCUCUCUCUCUCUCUCUCCCUCCCUAUCUCUCUCUCUCUCCUCCUCCCUCCCUCUCACCCUCUCUCUCCUCCUCCCUCCCUCCCUCCCUCUCCCCCUCCCUCUCUCCCUCUCCCUCCCUCGUUCUCUCCCUCUCUCCUCUCCCUCUCUCUCUCCCUCCCCCCUCCCCCCCCCUCCCCCCUCCCCCUCUCUCUCUCUCUCUCUCUCUCUCUCUCUCUCUCUCUCUCUCUCUCUCUCUCUCUCUCUCCCCCCUCUCACUCCCCCCCCACCCCCCCCCCCCCUCUCUCUCUCUCUCUCUCUCUCUCUCUCUCUCUCUCUCUCUCUCUCUCUCUCUCUCUCUCUCUCUUCCAUUGUACUCAUGUGUGCUCCUCUUUCUAACUCACUUCACAGCUUCUGUUUCCUUUUAUCGAUAUCAGCAACAUCAAAUAUGUAAUGGCAGUAUGGAUGAAGGAAGGUUAACUCCAUUCUUUACUCAAGGGGAAGGGCAUCUAUGAUUUCUUCUCUCACUUGGUUUGCAGGUAGUGAUUGAACGUUCAUCUGAAUAACGACAUACAAGAAUUAAAUAGCUGUCAUUGGAGAGUUGUUUAUGUAGUUCAGUUUCACCCAUAAUUUCUUUUUGUAGAUAGAUUCCAUGAUACAGAAUUAAAAUGAAGGCAACAGUACUUUUAGAGACAUUAUGAUUUCAUUCUGAUUUGUACUCCACAUUGAAGGAUAUUGUGUUUCUGUACUUGACAUACCGUGUUUUUCAUUUCAGCUAGAUAUAUCUUUUUCUUCUCCGUUUCUAGCAAUUUCGUGAAGUGCUUUAUAUCGUAAUGCUAGCUGCAACUUAAUAGAUAGCAAUGACACAACAUUCUGGGAAACUUUGGAAUACACAACUUGAGUUUAUUGAAAAAGAUGUCUCAUUUUAUAAAUGGAAAUUAAGGUGUUGUUUGUGGGCAGGUUUUCAAGCGUCAUACAACAUCACAGUGAAAAUAUAGAAAUAGAAACUGAUUUAUGGAUGACUUCAAUUACCCACAAAAGGAAUUAAUUAGUCAUUUCAUUAAAUCAGUUAAUAAGUUUUGGUCCUAAGAUGCACUCUUGGUUUGAGCAUGUAGUAUCCUUAGUAACAGAUGAGGAACAAAAUCUAACAUUAAAUGAAAUUUGAGAAAAUAUUUUGCAAACUUCUUUCAUUGAAGUUAUGCACCACAUAUGAACACUCCAAGGCCAUACCAGAAACAAAGGCAAAGGUUUGUUGCAGAAAUUAUGGACAUUGUGGCGGUUUUUGCAGUUGUCUGGAAUGGUAUCAUGAGUGGAACAUUAAUACAGUGACUGGCACGAACUUUAAUGGCCAGCAACGAAGACUGUCUCCUAGAAAAUGAUCUAAGAAUUGAUGAAUAUUGCAACAAGCAGGGAAAUUUAACAGACAUUUAAUAUUUGUCCUAUUAUGGAUCUGUUGUUCACAUUAUUCAUUUUUUGUUGUUAUUGUUAUGAUGAUUUUAGAGUAAAACAUAAAACAGACUGUAAAGUAGUGAUAAAUUUUUUUGCGUUGUUAUUGCUGAUUGUGUAAUAAGAAAGAUGAACAAGACAUGUUCUAGGGGGAUCGUUGGUUGAUAGAUAAGUGAUCUGAUUUUACUGUUUGUCUGUGGCAGACCUGCAGCAAAAACUUUUUAAAAAUAGUGUUAAGUUGCUCAUUCUGUCUAUUUGUAAUUUUUUGUAGAUUAGAACCAUUUUUGCACACGUCACAGUUUACUGCAUUGGCAACUCGUAUGUUACUGUCAUUAUUCUUAUAACUUUACAGCUGAGUGAUUUAUUCUAGUUUUUUUUUUUUCUUUUUAUGUGGUGAUAAAAUUUUAGUCUGGAUCAUGAAUUAUCUACUAUGCAGACUGUAUCUCACAAUAAAUAAUAAAACCUGUUUUCUGAUGA
Molecule: messenger RNA, 5817 nt
Organism: Schistocerca gregaria
Lineage: Eukaryota; Metazoa; Arthropoda; Insecta; Orthoptera; Acrididae
Product: box A-binding factor-like
Exons: 8
Coding region: 25-2535 (836 amino acids)
Biological process (GO): negative regulation of transcription by RNA polymerase II; positive regulation of transcription by RNA polymerase II; cell fate commitment
Molecular function (GO): zinc ion binding; DNA-binding transcription factor activity, RNA polymerase II-specific; RNA polymerase II cis-regulatory region sequence-specific DNA binding
Source: RefSeq, a predicted model, not a curated record